AUGUCUAGCGAACUGCCAAGCAAUCUCGUCCUGAAGAAGGUCUCGCCAAGAAUCUGGCUUCCGUUCCUGACCAUCGCAUGGGGUAUUGUUACCAUGUGCCUCGGUUUCGUCCGUAGUUACGGAAGUUUUGUCGCCGUCCGCGCCGUUCUCGGGAUGUGUGAAGGAGGCCUGCUACCUGGAAUGGUUCUGUACCUGUCCGGUCUUUACACCCGUGGAGAACUCGCUCUUAGAAUCGGCAUUUUCUACACCGCAGCGUCUUUGUCGGGCGCAUUUGGUGGUCUUCUUGCAAGAGGACUUUCUGCCAUCGGCCCGAGUGGAAAUCUUGAGGGUUGGAGAUGGAUAUUCAUCAUCGAAGGCCUCAUCACAGUUGUGUGUGGAACCAUCGCCGCUUUCGGUCUGCCGAACAACCUCGCAACUGCAAAGAUUCUUACGCCCGAAGAGCGAGAAUGGGCCUUGGUCAGACUUCAAGGCCACGCCGGGUACAGUCAGGCCAGUGAGCGAGAGGAGAAGUUUCGAUGGUCGGAAGUUGGUCGCGGCGUUCUGAACCUUCAAGUCUGGUUGAGUUCGACUGCUUACUUUGCAAUCCUCUCAGGCCUGUACUCUUUUGGCCUGUUCCUCCCUACCAUCAUCAAUGACCUCCACAUCGCCUCAAACGCCAACCAGUCUCAGCUGUGGUCCGUUAUCCCCUACGCUGUUGCUACUCCCGUGACAGUUCUUGUUGCGUUCUUGUCGGAUCGUCUACGGGUGCGCGGCCCGCUCAUGCUCGCCGUCCUGCCGAUUUCGGUCAUUGGCUACGCCGUCAUCGGCAACGUGACUGCGCCCCAAACAAGAUUUGCAAUGACCUGUCUCAUGGCCAUUGGAAUGUACAGUGCAGUCCCGUGCGUUCUGAGUUGGAACUCGAACAACUCGGCCGGGCACUACAAGCGGGCAACUACGUCGGCUUUGCAGUUGGCAAUCGCGAACUGCGGAGGCUUUGUUGCGACCUUCAUCUAUCCCAGCACCCAAGGCCCAUACUAUCACAAGGGUCACACCAUCAUCUUGGGACUGCUUUGCUAUGCUUGGGUUGCCACACUACUGAAUGUUCUUUGGUGUUCCAAGAUUAACCGCGACAAGGCUGCGGGCAAGUACGACCAGUUCAUCGGCACGGGCGACGAUAGAGAGCCUGAGUUCAAGAUGGUCCUGUAA
Messenger RNA from Colletotrichum chrysophilum, 1185 nucleotides. RefSeq lists its product as uncharacterized. Gene Ontology annotation, biological process: transmembrane transport. Bases 1 to 1185 code for a protein of 394 amino acids. Gene Ontology annotation, molecular function: transmembrane transporter activity. The record is from RefSeq and is a predicted model, not a curated record. The transcript is spliced from 8 exons. Gene Ontology annotation, cellular component: membrane. Lineage: Eukaryota; Fungi; Ascomycota; Sordariomycetes; Glomerellales; Glomerellaceae.